Molecule: messenger RNA, 465 nt
Organism: Myzus persicae (green peach aphid)
Lineage: Eukaryota; Metazoa; Arthropoda; Insecta; Hemiptera; Aphididae
Exons: 3
Source: RefSeq, a predicted model, not a curated record
UAGCAUGAAACUGAAAGUAUAUCUAUCGCAAAACCUGCCAAAGCAAGCAGUAAUAAAAGAAAAAAUGAUUUAGAACCAAAAGCCAAUAUCAAAAAGACAAAGACCGCAGGAAAGCACACAGAAUCAUAUAAGGAUAUUUUUGCUGAAUUAAUUUCGAAAGGAAGUUUUGAAAAUAACGCAAGCAAUUCUUUAACAAUGAUGGAGGGAAAUAAUUCAUUUACUUUCCAGUGUCCUAUUGCACCAAAGUGUGAGGACUACUGGGUUAUUCAACACUACAAAGUCAAAACGAUUGAAGAUAUUCCGUCAGCUGAAAGAUGGAAACAUACGGAGGACAGUAUAAAAUUGUACACUACGAAUCGGGAUUCAAAAGAUACAAAUAUUGCGAUCAAAAUAAAUGACGUUGUACGGGAUAUAUUGGAUCGAUUUUCAUCAGAUCCGAAACGAAAAUUAAUUAAAAAUAAUAAA